AUGACAUCUUUGAUUUCAACGCAACAAAUAAUAGAAUCGUCGAAGAAUUCUUCUGAGACAAAUGAAGUUGUGUCAAGGAGAAAAAGGUUUAUUAUUUUCCCAAAAGGAAGCUCACUACAGAUGGUCUACUGCUUCCUAACCACUGCUUAUGGUACACCAGGAGGUCUAUUUACCAUCGGCAUAACCCUCGGACUUGCGUGGGAGAUACCUCAAGACCCCAGACCUUUCCUACGGAAUGCAACAAUGUCUUUCGUCCAUCGUCGUCACAGAAGAGAUCUCUUUCCCAAGAUUGAGACUUUUUUAGACAAAUAUGGAGUGAGUGGAAGAGGGUGUAUUCUCAGAGCAAUUUGUGAAUCAAGAGAACGGACAAAAGGUGAAAAUCUUCUUCCAACCAUCAAGAGACAAAAAAGAUAUCUCAGUUUUCCAAACAAAGCUGCGUUUGUGCUAACAUGUUCCCUACUGAAAGGUGUAGCCAGUGAGGUGGUUGUAGGACCUACAAUCAAGCUAGUUACUAUACAUGAGCUGGACGUUAUAUUCCCACUUCCUCACGACCCCAGCCCGUUCCAGCUAGCACAGACAGCCCUAGGUCAGCCUCCUAUCUACCACACGGCACACUCCAGGCAGCGACGUGACCUCUACGAUCAGCUGGAGGAACUGUUGUACAUGCAAGGUCAUGAUGGGAGAGCCUGCUUGCUUAAGGCAUUAUGCGACACUAGAACCAUGCCAAAAACAUCGGAAGAAAACUUGAUACAGGAUUUACUGAAUGUUAUAUUUUCGAUACCCACGAAUGAAACAACAGGCAUACUGGAAGAGUACCAUAUAGACGAGAAGAAAUGCUCCAAGUACAAAGAAAAGUGUCCCUUGUCCAUUUUUGAUCUGGCUUUUGAAUGGGCUGAUCAGUUUACCAGGGUGUAUGAUGCGUCAUAA
Macrosteles quadrilineatus (aster leafhopper) is the source of this 927-nucleotide messenger RNA. RefSeq lists its product as uncharacterized. The coding region runs from base 1 to 927 and encodes 308 amino acids. The transcript has 7 exons. NCBI's taxonomy places the organism in Eukaryota, Metazoa, Arthropoda, Insecta, Hemiptera, Cicadellidae. The record is from RefSeq and is a predicted model, not a curated record.